CGGAGAAACCUCUAUUCGGUUCACGUAGAGCCCGUGGCCCUGCGGCCGCUCGGAAUGUCUAAGUUGACCAAGCUACUCUCUCCGGAAGGGAGACGGCUGGGAACAGUGGCUCAGGUUUUUCAAACCUUGUGUAGCUUGGUGGGCCGUGUCUCCUUCUACGCGAAGGUAGAAGGCAGGUAGAAGUCAAGGUAGAGGCAGCGGGGGACCUAGAGUUUCCUCUGAUAGUAGGUGAGGAUCACAGUGAAGCGUCUGGUCAGGCUGGGAGGUCCGAGCUGGCUUGGGCUAAUGGCCCUUCUGAGGCCUGGAAUGAAGUUGUCCUUAAAAUCCUGUAUCUAACGCUGGAAGGGGCCUUUUUUAGUUCAAUCCUGCGAAACGGGCUCUGAGGGAAGAAGAGAAUGAUCCAAGCUCACACAGAACAAAAUGGAAGAUGUUGAGGAAGGCAGGAAAAUCUUUGUUCAAAAAUGUGCUCAGUGUCACACAGUGGAAAAAAAUGGAAAACAUAAGACUGGCCCAAAUCUCUGGGGUCUGUUUGGCCGAAGAACAGGGCAAGCAUCUGGAUAUUCUUAUUCAGAAGCAAACAAAAACAAAGGUAUUAUUUGGAAUGAAACUAAUCUAGUGGAAUAUUUGGAGAAUCCUAAAAAAUUUAUCCCUGGGACAAAAAUGAUUUUUCCUGGUAUCCGAAAGAGGAGAGAGAGAGAAGCUCUUGUUGCAUAUUUGAAAAGAGUAACAAAAUGACAUGUUAUUGUAGGUAUUACAAUAACAAUUAUAAGACUAAUUUUUCAAUUUUCACUUUUUUUGUUUUGAAAAGUCACAUUUUCUUUUGUUCAACCUGUUCUAUUUAGUGAUUUCAAAUAAAGGUUGACCUUUGUCAGUGUUUAUAAUCUA
Messenger RNA from Sarcophilus harrisii (Tasmanian devil), 885 nucleotides. RefSeq names its product cytochrome c 2. Gene Ontology annotation, biological process: mitochondrial electron transport, cytochrome c to oxygen; mitochondrial electron transport, ubiquinol to cytochrome c. Gene Ontology annotation, cellular component: mitochondrial intermembrane space. Gene Ontology annotation, molecular function: electron transfer activity; heme binding. The coding region runs from base 421 to 735 and encodes 104 amino acids. The transcript has 3 exons. Lineage: Eukaryota; Metazoa; Chordata; Mammalia; Dasyuromorphia; Dasyuridae. The record is from RefSeq and is a predicted model, not a curated record.